UGUACCUAUGUAUCGGGUCCUGUGACCACAGGCGACCUCAGUCCCCCGAACCAUCUUUGCAGCUUCUCAAACGCACACCCAGGGCCCUUUCUCUCCAGAGGUGUGAAACUACAUCUCCCGACAGGCGGCGUUGUCCCCUUCCUUCCUCCCUCUCCCAGGCCCGAGCCAUGGCAACAGCGUGACGUGGGGGUACAGAGAGCUGCGGGAUCAGCGGUCCUGGCUUCAAUUAUAGUCUACCCGGCAGCCUGGACAGGAGCAAGGCGAGAGGUGCUGCAGCCUCCCGCCGCCCCUGGGCUGGGGGGCCCCGAACCAGCCCGGCGGGUGCCUACUACCGCUCCUUCUUUGGAGUGAGGAGGACGCAGCCAGUGUCAGAAAGGCACAGGCAGGGUCGCGCGCAUGGCCUGGGCGGGCGCGCGGCGGGUCCCGGCUGGGACGCGCGCGGCGGCCGAGCGCUGCCGCUGCCGGCUCUCGCUCCGCUCGGGCGCGCGCCCGGCCCCGCCCCCAGGCCCUUCGCCGCCACCAAUGAGGUUUCUGACCUCCUGCAGCCUCCUCUUGCCUCGGGCUGCUCAGAUCUUGACGGCAGAGGCUGGCUUACCUUCCAGCCGUUCCUUCAUGGGAUUUGCUGCCCCCUUCACCAACAAGCGAAAGGCUUACUCGGAGCGUAGAAUUAUUGGGUAUUCAAUGCAGGAGAUGUAUGAGGUGGUGUCCAAUGUCCAGGAGUAUCGCGAGUUUGUGCCCUGGUGUAAGAAGUCUCUGGUGGUAUCCAGCCGUAAGGGUCACUUGAAAGCCCAACUGGAGGUUGGCUUUCCACCUGUCAUGGAACGUUACACCUCUGCAGUUUCCAUGGUCAAACCUCACAUGGUCAAGGCUGUUUGUACUGAUGGCAAGCUCUUCAACCACUUAGAGACCAUUUGGCGAUUCAGCCCUGGUAUUCCUGCCUAUCCCCGAACCUGCACUGUGGACUUCUCGAUUUCCUUUGAAUUUCGCUCUCUGCUGCACUCCCAGCUGGCCACCAUGUUUUUCGAUGAGGUUGUCAAACAGAAUGUUGCUGCCUUUGAGCGUCGGGCAGCCACCAAGUUUGGUCCAGAAACAGCCAUCCCCCGUGAACUAAUGUUCCAUGAAGUGCACCAGACUUGAGGCAAGGGAUUGUUCCCUAGCCUCCCUUUUAUCCCUCUUCCCUAUCCAAUUCUCUUAUUUAUUUGGUUUGGCUCCUGCUCCAGUUUGAGAGGAGUCUGUGUUCGUAAUACUGUUUCUCCUCUCAAUUCCCUAGAAAUUGAGUUCUAUGCAGGCUGGAAAUGUAGGGGGAAACAGAAGGCAAAGGAUGUGGAAAUGAGAUAUGCCUAGGAAACGGUCAGGCCCACUGUGGGAGCACCAUGUGCCUGCAGACUUUUCACUACGAAUUAGAAUAAGGACUAUGUGGUUGUCUCUGGGCCUUAUCACACACAUCUUAGUGUCUGACCAGGGGAAGAUAGUUUAACUUUUCUAAGCAUUGAAUAAAUUGAGCUUUUCUUCUGGCAUAGAGGUACUGAGUGGUAACUUUUACCUUGCCUGAGAUUCCUCAGGAUAAAAGGCAACCUGCCUCCAGCCUGAAAUACAUAAAGCCUCAUUUUAAGACUGUAAGUCCAUGCUUCCUGGCUACUAGACAGCAAGGGGCUUUCUUACCAUCAGUGCCGAGGAGAAAAGUACUAAACAGGGUUGUCUUUGUACUCUUGAGUUGUACCUUAUUCUUCCACUUGGCCUGAAUUUUUAUAAAAUUUCAAUAAAUUGUGACAGUGUGAAA
Messenger RNA from Callithrix jacchus (white-tufted-ear marmoset), 1780 nucleotides. RefSeq names its product coenzyme Q10A (gene COQ10A). The record is from RefSeq and is a predicted model, not a curated record. Gene Ontology annotation, molecular function: ubiquinone binding. Gene Ontology annotation, cellular component: mitochondrion. Gene Ontology annotation, biological process: cellular respiration. Lineage: Eukaryota; Metazoa; Chordata; Mammalia; Primates; Cebidae.